CGGAACGCGCCGAGCACGUCAGGUCAGGUCAGGUUGGGUCAGGUGCAGCUCGCGCGCUGUAAGGACGCGAUUUGUAGUUUGAUUUGGUUUGAUUAAAGCGUAAGUUUGAAUAAAGACAAGAAUUGAAUAAUGCCGAAAGUAGUGUCGAGGAGCAUUAUAUGCUCCGAUACGAAAGAUCAGGAAGAAUAUAGCGAGGAGAAACCGCUGCAUAUUUAUUAUUGCGUAUGUGGCCAGAUGACACUAAUUUUAGAUUGUGCCAUUGAAAAAUUGCCACUGAGAAAAAGGGACGGAUCGAGGGUAAUCGACGGCAGCAAGCAUGCUCAUAAAAUGACUUCGGAACGGGACGAGAUUGUAUUUCUCAAACGUCCAGAGGGAAUCGAGAAGCAAUACAGACAAAAGUGUAAAAAGUGCGGUUUAUUGCUGUAUUACAAGCACGAUCCAGGGGCGAAUGUAGUAUUCGUAGUAAAGGAUUCGGUGAUAAAAAGUUCUGGGGAAGGCCCUAUGACAGACAUCUAUAAUCAAGUGGCAGUUGAGAAACCUAAAAAAAUAAUGGUUACCAAGCACACGAAAAAUAUGGGCAAAUUCAGUUCGGUUACCGUAUCCACGAUCGACGAGGAAGAGGAUGAAAUUGAAGCUAGAGAAGUCGCAGACUCGUAUGCAAACAACGCACGUAUCAUAGAGAAACAGUUGGAGAGGAAAGGCAUGAAUAAACGGAAAAGUAUACCAUCCACUGAAACAGAAUCGAAGCGUACAAGACCUAGAGGGACGUUACUGGAUGUUUAAUUUCUCAUCGAGAAUUAAUAUUUAUAGUUCUGUACAUUAAUCUACACAGUUGAAAAUAAAUUUAUUUACUAACAUA
This is a messenger RNA of Vollenhovia emeryi, 859 nucleotides long. RefSeq names its product UPF0428 protein CXorf56 homolog. The transcript has 4 exons. The record is from RefSeq and is a predicted model, not a curated record. The coding region runs from base 130 to 783 and encodes 217 amino acids. Lineage: Eukaryota; Metazoa; Arthropoda; Insecta; Hymenoptera; Formicidae.